Molecule: messenger RNA, 610 nt
Organism: Dentiscutata erythropus
Lineage: Eukaryota; Fungi; Glomeromycota; Glomeromycetes; Diversisporales; Gigasporaceae
Source: the annotation of a GenBank genome assembly
CUAUAAUUUACAAGCUAAACUUACAAGCGGUAACCGGCACUUGAUGCUUAUUAAAGGACAUUGCGGUGUUGGCAAAUCAAAUAAGACAGCAGAGGAAAUAAAAACACUAUGUCAUUCUGAUGGGUUUAAGUCUUAUCUCAAACUGGAUAUGAAAAAGCUUAAUCCUAAAGAUACUCCGAAACUCAUUAUCAGUCCCGAAAGCAUUCACAAACUUGGAGCAACUGGCUAUGAUAUAAUUAUACUAGAUGAGUUUGAAACUAUCACUCAGAAUUUUAGUGGACCUACUAUGAAAAAACUGAAGCUGAGCCACAACGUAUAUAAAUUCUUGCUUCAAUCUGCAUUAUUGAUAUUGGCUUUAGAUGCUAUAUUAGAUUCAGACUCGCUUAUACAUUUACAAAAUAUUUCGAAAAUAGAUGCCGAAAAUUCAACCGUGAUAUGGAACCAGCAUAUACGAGAUAAACGUCAUACUCUUAUACAUAUUAAUACCAAAAAAUGGAAUGCUGAAUUAAUUGGAGCUCUGAGACAAGGAUUAAAAGUCUAUAUUCCAAUGUUUGCUAGUGCGGAAAUGGCAGAAGCUCUUCAUAAAGAAUUGGCAUCUCAUGGGUAUUGA